AUGGUCCAACUCGAUUCCACUCCAGCACUUCUGAUAAUCGAUAUGCAAAACGCCUUUUGCCACAACCAAGGCAGCUUCUCAAAAUUAGCCAUGCAAAGCCCACCAACAGCCAUCAUCCCACCCAUCAACUCCCUCCGCCUCGCCUUCCGCACCGCCAAAUUCCCGGUCUUCUUCCUCCGGACAGGCUACAACGCCGACUACUCUGACCGCCGCGCCUGCGACAGAGGGUACAGUAUAGAACGACUUCAAGGUCUAAUCCGAGGGUCUUGGGACGCUGAUAUUCUCGAUGAACUGAAACCCGAACCUGACGAGAAUGUUGUUGACAAGACGAGGAAUUCGGGGUUCUUUCGGACGGGGCUGGAAAGUGUGCUGAGGGAGAGGGGGGUCGAUCAUUUGGUUUUGGUGGGGGUGGGGACGGAUGUUUGUGUGGAGUCGACGGCGAGGGAGGGGUAUCAGAUGGAUUUUGGGGUUACGACUGUUGGUGAUGCGACUGGGACGUUUAAUGAGGCGGAUCAUUUGGCUGCUUUGCACGCCUUGCGAUAUUUUGGCGGCACGGCGUCGACGGCGGAGGUCAUUGAAGCUUUGCAGAAGCUAUGA
Molecule: messenger RNA, 597 nt
Organism: Cadophora gregata
Lineage: Eukaryota; Fungi; Ascomycota; Leotiomycetes; Helotiales; Ploettnerulaceae
Exons: 1
Coding region: 1-597 (198 amino acids)
Source: RefSeq, a predicted model, not a curated record